CUCUCAUCGAGUGCAUACACCAAAGAACAAAAAAAUAUAGUCUAGCCAAGAGAAUAGAAACCAUUCAAUCUGUGAAUUGAGAAGUUGUGUGUCCUGGUUUUUCGUCUUUUUUUUUGUUGCCGUUGACAUAACGUGAACUCUCCCUCCCCUCAUCAUGGCUAUACCAUUCUAUGAAGAUGACAACGUUGACACGACGACGACAGCGAGUUUGGAGGCAUCGACGGAAAUUACCGACGGGGAUCAAGUAGAUGGUCCUGCAGUGGCCAUCUUUCAGCCAAGUAGCUACGACGAGGUCGACUUUGAAGGGCCGCCAACACAAGCGACACCACCAACACCAUCAACAACAUCAAACACAAAUACUAGUACUGGAAUAGGGUCAGGAACAGGAGCAACAAGUGAGGUGCCAGCAACAACUGAAGAGCAAUUGCUCGCCUGGAAAAUGUUGGCCCUAACAAUGUGCAAGGUCCUUAAGCAAUUCUAUUUGCAACAAAUACAACAGCAGCAACAGGAUCAACAGCAACAGACGGGAAAUGGGAAACCCAGCAAACUGAUAGCAACAGUGCAUAUUCAACCGCCACAGGCGCAGUAAAAACCCAAAAGGCGGAAUUUUUUAUCCUACAAAAAAAAACAUAAAAAAACGACAAAAAAAAAAACCAACCGAAAGGCUCCUAAAAAGCGCAACUUGUGAUUAACUUUCAAGUGUUGGUGAGAACUAGCAAAGUGACGAGAGGGAAAGAGUAAGGGAAAAGGAGAACAGAUAAAGCGAGAGAAAGUAAAAGUGAGAAUGAGCAAAAUGUGAACAAAUUUCCAAAGGAAAAUCCC
Molecule: messenger RNA, 822 nt
Organism: Drosophila willistoni
Lineage: Eukaryota; Metazoa; Arthropoda; Insecta; Diptera; Drosophilidae
Exons: 1
Coding region: 155-589 (144 amino acids)
Source: RefSeq, a predicted model, not a curated record